CUUAUCAUGAAACAAUUAUCUGAAGGACAAAUAAGGUUUUGUGUUAUUCAACCAAUACAUCUCUCAUCAUGGCUGCACAUAUUUUUUAUUUUGAAGUCUAUCUCUUCUCUUAAACCUGCCAGACUUCCAAUUCAUCAAAGGAAACCUUUAAUAGCCUCUUGGAAUGCUCCCACAGAUCAGUGUUUGAUAAAAUAUAAUUUAAGACUAAAUUUGAAAAUGUUUCAGGUGAUUGGAAGCCCAUUGGCCGAGGCCAGGGGACAAAAUGUCACCAUAUUUUAUGUCAACAGAUUGGGAUACUAUCCCUGGUAUACAUCACAGGGAUUCCCCAAUAAUGGUGGUCUCCCCCAGAACACAAGUUUGCAAGGACAUCUGGAAAAAGCUGACCAAGAUAUUACUUAUUACAUCCCUGCUGAAGAUUUCAGUGGACUUGCUGUUAUAGACUGGGAAUACUGGCGACCACAGUGGGCACGGAACUGGAACACAAAAGAUGUCUAUCGACAGAAGUCAAGAAAGCUAAUUUCUGAUAUGAAAAAGAAUGUAUCAGCUACUGACAUUGAAUAUUUAGCCAAAUCAACUUUUGAAGAAAGCGCCAAAGCUUUCAUGAAGGAAACCAUUAAAUUGGGAAUUAAGAGCCGACCCAAUGGACUUUGGGGUUAUUAUUUAUAUCCUGAUUGCCACAAUUAUAAUGUCUAUGCCCCAAACUAUACUGGGUCAUGCCCAGAAGAGGAGGUUCUGAGAAACAAUGAGCUCUCCUGGCUCUGGAACAGUAGUGCUGCUUUAUAUCCUUCUAUUGGUGUCAGGAAAUCCCUUGCAGAUAGUGAACACAUUUUGCGCUUCUCUCAAUUUCGGGUGCACGAAUCCAUGAGGAUCUCCGUCACGACAUCCCACGAUGACGCUCUGCCCGUAUUUGUCUACACAAGGCUAGGGUACAGAGACGAACCUUUAUUUGUUCUUUCUCAGCAAGAUCUAAUUAGUACCAUUGGAGAAAGUGCUGCCUUGGGAGCCGCAGGCAUUGUGAUUUGGGGAGACAUGAAUUUAACUUCAUCUGAGGUCAACUGUACAAAGGUGAAGCACUUCGUGAGUUCUGAUUUAGGGAGCUACAUAGUCAACGUGAGCAGAGCCGCUGAGGAGUGCAGCUUUCACCUCUGCAGGAAUAAUGGGAGGUGCAUAAGGAAGACGUGGACAGCUCCUGAUUACCUUCAUUUGAACCCUGCAAGUUACCACAUAGAGGCCUCUGAGGAUGGGGAAUUUAUUGUGAAAGGGAAAGUAUCUGAUACUGACUUGUCAGUGAUGGCGGAGAAAUUUUCCUGUCAUUGUUAUCAAGGAUACGAAGGGGCUGAUUGCCGAGAAAUGAGGUCGGCUGAUGGGGGCUCUGUGGUUUCCCCUUCUGGCCCCCUAAUGACACUAUGUCUGCUGGUUUUAGCAGGUUAUUGGAGUACCACUU
Molecule: messenger RNA, 1444 nt
Organism: Galeopterus variegatus (Sunda flying lemur)
Lineage: Eukaryota; Metazoa; Chordata; Mammalia; Dermoptera; Cynocephalidae
Product: hyaluronidase-4
Exons: 3
Biological process (GO): carbohydrate metabolic process; hyaluronan catabolic process
Molecular function (GO): hyalurononglucosaminidase activity
Source: RefSeq, a predicted model, not a curated record